AUACAAUGCACAGUACACAAUAAACAAGGAAAGUGAACAACAGCAAAUGAUUUAAAUUAUGGCAUUCAUUGUUAACGUAACUAUGACUGCAAACAAAUCCCGACACACCCGACAAUUAAGCGUACACAAAAACUAUUCGCCCCUUUUCAAAGCUAGCAUAUAAACUGCACAACCUUUAUACUUUGCUAACAAGUCAAUAGCUAUGGUUGAGAGACGAGACCAUAAACAGGAGUACGUAUUCCGAAAUGUUCAACUCUUCAAGACCGACACUCUAGGUACUGGCUCCUACGGGGCAGUGUGUAAAGCCAAGUGUGACCAGCUACUCUGUGCUGCAAAGCUACUCUAUCCGGUGCUUUUCCAAUUGACUGCUCCCGAUCUUGGCAAAGAACAUAGACGUCCAUUUAGAAGAUUCGAAACAGAGUGUGCAUUUCUGAGUCGUAUCAACCACCCAAACAUUGUACAGUACUUAGGAACCUAUCGCGAUCCCGACACAAAUGCACCAGUUCUUCUCAUGGAGCUUAUGGACGAGAGUCUGACACACUUCCUGGAGUCAACAUCUGGAGUCAUUCCCUACCAGAUUCAAGUCAACCUCUCCUAUGACAUAGCUCAAGCACUUGCCUUUCUCCACUCCAAUGGGAUCAUCCACCGUGACCUCUCCAGCAAUAAUGUCCUACUGAUUGCAGGCAGUCGAGCCAAAGUCACUGAUUUUGGAAUGUCCAAAUUUAGGGACACAAACAGCACUCAACUAGCCACAAUGACCACAUGCCCGGGAACACCAGCCUUUAUGUCUCCCGAGGCACUAAAGCAACCACCAGUGUACACAGAGAAACUAGAUAACUUCUCAUUUGGUGUGCUUCUAGUUCAGAUCACAACUCGACAGUUUCCAAAACCGACAGAUCCAUUUGAAACAAGAGAACUAGUUGAUCCAAAAUUUCCAAACCAAGUAAUUCAAGCCAACGUUCCAGUGCCUGAGAUAGAGAGAAGACAAGCCCACAUCAGCCUGAUGGAACCCACCCACCCUCUACUGCCGAUUGCCCGUCACUGCCUCAAAGACAGAGAUGUUGAAAGACCAUCUUCCCAACAGCUUUGCCUAACACUGGGUGAUGUCAAGAGGACACCACAGUACCAAGAAAGCUCCCAACAAAACCUGCACCAGAUGCUCAGAGAAAAAAAUGAACAACUACAAGUAAAUCAAGAGAUUAUAACGGAAAAGAAUGAGCAAAUUAAGGAAAAAGACACACAAGCACAAAUAAAUCGAGAGACAAUAAUACAAAACAAUGAGCAGCUACAUACAAUGGACAUUGAAGUUAGUCGACUCACUACAAGACUAGGCCAAGCAACACAAGAAAACCAACAUGAGGUGAACACUCUCCAACAAGAGGCUGAAGCCAGGGAGAGACAGCUGAGGAGACUCAACCAAGAGUUGCAAUCCUGUGAGGAGAAUACUGCUGCCCUCCAACAAGCCAUCGAUCAACGAGACAGAGAAGUGACUCAACUGAAACAAAUGUUGGCAAGCAAGAACGAGGAAAUCCACUAUCUAUCGACUCGAAUGCACCAAGUCGCACCACGAGAUGAGAGACAAGCUCAAGCUACACCCAUGAAACCUGUUACAAUAGAGUCACUACCUGAUGCACCUAUUGAUAUGUGGUAUGGAUCAUCAGUCGUGAUUGGAGACAAGGCGUACUUUAAUAAUGGAAAUAAAACUGUUUAUGAGUUCAGAAACAACAUGUGGCACGAGUUACCACCUUGUCCUAACUGGGAGUUCACUAUUGUCAGUGUUGAUGACAUGCUCACAACUGUGGGGGGAACAUCAGACACACAACUCUUUAGUAACAAACUCUACAGCUACAUUAACAGCAUAUGGGUCGAACACUUUCCUCCCAUGCCAACCAAACGGUGGACACCUGGAGCUGUUUACGCUAAUAACACACUUGUAGUGACUGGAGGAUGGAGUGAUUCAAGCAAAUUAAUUACUGUCGAAAUAUUAAAAACUGUGAACAUGCGAUGGUCUAGUGUUAGCUCACUACCUGUGCCAAUCACCCAACCAUCAUCAAUGAUAUGUAGAGACUAUGCGUACAUACAUCCACGAGCUAGUGAUGAUCAAGAGGAGUAUUCAGUAUACAAAUGCUCAUUAAGACAACUAACUCAGUCCGAGCCAAGCUCAGCUACAUGGGAGAAGAUUGCCCCUUUGCCAGUUAGCUGGUCCUCUCUUGUUAUCAUCAAUGGCCACUUGCUGGCAGUGGGUGGACUGGACUCCAAUGGAGAUGAAACUGAGGACAUAUAUCAGUACAACGAGACAUCAUGGACAGUCGUUAGUCAAAUGUCAACACCUCGAUCAGAAUGCCUCACUGCUGUUCUGCCUGGGAACAAACUGAUGGUUGUGGGAGGAGAUGGUGCACUUAGAAAAUGUGAAAUAGCUACUUUUGUAAAAUAAUAAUCAUAGUGCCUAACUUGUUCUGUAUAAUUAUAGUAUCGAUCUGUAUAUAUAUCUGUAUAAUUAUAGUAUCGAAAUUUGAAUGUGAUAAU
Molecule: messenger RNA, 2526 nt
Organism: Halichondria panicea
Lineage: Eukaryota; Metazoa; Porifera; Demospongiae; Suberitida; Halichondriidae
Product: probable serine/threonine-protein kinase kinX
Exons: 1
Coding region: 203-2434 (743 amino acids)
Biological process (GO): protein phosphorylation
Molecular function (GO): ATP binding; protein serine/threonine kinase activity; protein binding
Source: RefSeq, a predicted model, not a curated record